Molecule: messenger RNA, 2367 nt
Organism: Aspergillus clavatus NRRL 1
Lineage: Eukaryota; Fungi; Ascomycota; Eurotiomycetes; Eurotiales; Aspergillaceae
Gene: erb1
Product: ribosome biogenesis protein ERB1
Exons: 1
Coding region: 1-2367 (788 amino acids)
Biological process (GO): ribosome biogenesis; maturation of LSU-rRNA from tricistronic rRNA transcript (SSU-rRNA, 5.8S rRNA, LSU-rRNA)
Cellular component (GO): preribosome, large subunit precursor; PeBoW complex
Molecular function (GO): protein binding; ribonucleoprotein complex binding
Source: RefSeq, a predicted model, not a curated record
AUGAAUGCUUCCAAAGCUUCAAAGAAGCGCAAGGCGGUUACCCGCGAUGUCGAAGAGGAAGCAGGUGUUUUCUCUGGGGAUGAGUUGAACGCAGACAAUCUCGAUGGCGCGCUUUCGGACAACGCAAACGAUCUGUCGAGCGAUGAAGAUGACAGUGAUUCGGAGAUCGAAUUAGUCGACGAGUUCAGUGAAGAUGAUGAGGACGAUGAGGAACUUGAUAGUGACGAAAUUCCGUCGGAUGGAGAAGAUGCAGUCAAGAAGAAGUCUGUCACCACGACCGAUAAAUCUGGUGAAAUAGCGGAGGAUGCUGAAAGUUCCAGCGAGGAAGAAGAAUUGGACUUCCGCAUUGAAAAGGAUGCGAACGGGAAUGAUCGAUUCAUCUACGACGAGAUCAACCCGGAUGAUAACUCAGAAUAUUCUGAUGUUGAGGAAAAUUCGAACACCAUCGGCGAUAUCCCUUUGUCCUUCUACGAUCAGUAUCCCCACAUUGGAUACGAUAUCAACGGAAAGAAGAUCUUGCGUCCGGCGAAGGGCGAGGCUCUGGAUGCACUUCUCGACAGCAUUGAGAUCCCCAAGGGUUGGACGGGUCUAACUGACCCUUCCACCGGCAAGCCUUUAGAGCUGAGCCAGGAUGAGUUGGAGCUGCUGCGCAAAGUGCAAAUGAACGAGAUUCCCGAAGAAGGCUACAAUCCAUAUGAACCUACGGUUGAAUGGUUCACUAGUCAGCAGGAGAUUAUGCCUUUGAGUGCAGCGCCGGAACCCAAACGACGGUUUGUUCCUUCGAAGCACGAAGCGAAGCGGGUCAUGAAGAUCGUAAAGGCCAUUCGAGAGGGCCGGAUCUUGCCAUUUAAGCCCCCAACCGAGGAGGAUAAGGAGGAGGACAAUGUCAUCAACUAUGACCUCUGGGCCGACGAAGCUGAACGACCGGAUCAUAUCAUGCAUAUUCCCGCGCCGAAACUCCCGCCUCCUGGUUAUGAGGAGAGUUACCACCCGCCCCCUGAGUAUCUGCCCGAUAAGAAGGAACGGAAGGCCUGGGAGGAAGCUGAUCCCGAGGACCGGGAGCAGGAGUUCCUUCCUAACGAUUUCGGUUCUCUCCGCAGGGUUCCUGGUUACGAAAAUUUUGUCAAGGAGAAAUUCGAACGUUGCCUUGAUCUCUACCUGGCCCCUAGAGUUCGCAGAAGCAAGUUGAACAUCGACCCCGAAAGUCUCCUGCCUAAACUUCCGAGCCCAGAAGAAUUGAAACCGUUCCCCACCGCCUGUGCUACUGUGUUUAGAGGUCAUAAGGGCCGCGUUCGCUCUCUGGCUGUCGACCCAUCUGGCCUUUGGCUAGCUACUGCUGGUGAUGACGGAACUGUCCGUGUUUGGGAGCUUCUUACGGGUCGCCAGCUGUGGAGCGUCAAGCUGAGCGAGGAAGAUCCUGUCAAUGUUGUCCGCUGGAGACCAGGCAAGGACGCUCUUAUCCUGGCUGCUGCGGCUGGAGAUGAUAUCUACCUUGCGGUGCCUCCCAUUGUUGACCCAGAAGUUGAGAAAGCUAGUUUGGACAUUCUGGACGCGGGUUGGGGACACGCUGCCUCAGUCCCUGCUCUUACCCCUGCGGAAGCCAACAAGAAGAACAAUCCGCCCAAAUGGAUUCGUCCAUCAUCGUCACUCCAGGAAUCUGGAGUCUGCGCCAUUAUUCCACUUCGCUACAUCGCCAAGUCUCUUUCAUGGCAUCGUCGCGGUGAUUACUUCGUCACUGUAUGCCCUGGAUCAUCCACGCCGGCUUCUGUGGCCAUUGCCAUCCAUACUCUCUCCAAGCACUUGACACAAUAUCCCUUCCGCCGGCGUAUUAAGGGUGGUGGCUCUCCCCAGGCCGCGCACUUCCACCCCUCUAAACCGAUCCUUUUCGUUGCCAACCAACGUUCCAUCCGUGCAUAUGACCUUUCCCGCCAGCUGCUCGUGAAGAUCCUGCAACCAGGUGCCCGCUGGAUUUCCUCCUUCGACAUCCAUCCCACAUCGUCCACUGCUUCGGGAGGUGACAAUCUUAUCGUUGGAUCAUACGAUCGCCGUCUGUUAUGGCACGAUCUCGAACUGUCUCAGCGCCCUUACAAGACGCUCCGCUAUCAUCGCAAGGCUAUCCGUGCUGUUAAAUUUCACCCUGGCGGCCGCUAUCCCCUGUUUGCUGAUGCUAGUGACGACGGUUCCCUCCAGAUCUUCCACGGUAGUGUUACGGGCGACAUGCUCAGCAAUGCCACCAUCGUACCCCUCAAGGUCCUCAAGGGACACAAGAUCACUGGCGAGCUGGGUGUCUUGGAUAUCGAUUGGCAUCCCAGAGAACCAUGGUGUGUCAGUGCAGGCGCGGAUGGAACUUGCCGGCUGUGGAUGUAA